CUUCUUGGCAAGCUCAACAGGAGCCAAGGGACCCACCCCAUGGAGAGACGCUGGGUGAUGGAGGCAGCCAAUGGCUGCAAGGAUGGCUUGGACUUCAACCCCAUGAAAGAGUACAUGGUCCUGAACAAUUCCCAAAGGAUAGCUGUUGCUGUGCUGUGUACCUCCCUUGCCCUGCUAAGUGCCCUGGAGAAUCUGGCUGUGCUCUACCUGAUCCUGUUCUCCCACCGGCUCCGCAGGAAGCCCUCAUACCUGUUCAUUAGCAGCUUGGCUGUGGCUGACUUCCUGGCCAGUGUGAUCUUUGCUUGCAACUUUGUGAAUUUCCACGUCUUCCAUGGCAUGGAUUCCAAGGCUGUCUUCCUGCUGAAGAUUGGCAGUGUGACCAUGACCUUCACAGCCUCUGUAGGCAGUCUACUGCUGACCGCCAUUGACCGCUACCUCUGUCUGUGCUACCCACCUACAUACAAAGCCCUACUCACCCGGGGGAGGGCACUGGCAACUCUGGGGAUCAUGUGGGUCCUCUCAGCAUUGGUCUCCUACCUGCCCCUUAUGGGAUGGACUUGCUGUCCUAGUCCCUGCUCUGAGCUUUUCCCCCUGAUCCCCAAUGACUAUCUCCUGGGCUGGCUCCUGUUCAUUGCCUUCCUCUUCUCUGGCAUCAUCUACACUUAUGGGCAUGUCCUCUGGAAGGCCCAUCAGCAUGUAGCCAGCUUGGCUGAACACCAGGACAGGCAGGUGCCAGGAAUGGCACGAAUGAGGCUUGAUGUGAGGUUGGCCAAGACCCUGGGGGUGGUGCUGGCUGUGCUUCUCAUAUGCUGGCUCCCGGCACUGGCCCUCAUGGUCUACAGCCUGACCACCACCCUAAGCGACCAGGUCAAGAAGGUCUUCGCCUUCUUCUCCUUGCUCUGCCUUGUCAACUCCAUGGUCAACCCCAUCAUCUAUGCCCUGCGGAGUGGGGAGAUCCGCUCCUCUGCCCAUCACUGGCUGGCCCACUGGAGGAAACAUCUGAGAAGACUCGGACUUGAAGGAAACAAAGAAGUCCCAAGGUCCUCAGUCACUGAGACAGAGGCUGAUGUGAAAAUCACCCCAUGGCCAGAUUCCAGAGGACUAAACUUUUCUGAAUGCUGAUGAGUCCUCUUUCACAGUUUUAAACAAACUGAGUCAGAACCAUUUUGCUCCCUGGAGGAGAGAGAGCAGCCUUGAUCCUAUUGUCUUAUUUGAGCCAGGCCCCAGGGCUUGGACACUUACCCCUUUUCACUGAUGACUGAUGGCAAUGACCCUGGCAGGUAGCCUGGCCGUGCCUAUUUGCACGCAGACUGUUGGAUAGCUAGGCCCUGUGAGGAGUGGUGCUCAAGCGAGAGGCUUGAGCAGGCUCAGUGCACGUUUGGGUUAGGAGAACCUCCCCAGCAAGAUGGCUUAGUGCUUGCAUCCUCCAGAGACCACAGGAGCCAGAUGGAGCCUUCAGGCUCAGCAAUGAGAGACUCAGAGGAAAUCUGAGAUGAAUGGAUUAUUUUCCUGGCAUCUCAAGAUAUCAGAUGGGAUGGCUGGCCAACCCCGUUCUUGCUUGAUUGUUGGGAUCUCCUUGGCUCUAAGGCAAUGAAAGACCCCAUUUUCUGGUCACCUUUUCCUACUGAGGAUCAAAAACUUUGAUACAAUAAGGAUCAAGAGUGUUGAUCCACUUCUUUCACAGCUAAUUGACAAGCCUCUAGUUCAGGGAAUCUUGUUAUUAGGGCAAUGGCCCCACUUGACAUUCUGAUAAUCUCCAUUCACAGCCGCGGUGACCUCCUAGGUUCCUGGGGAAUACAGGGGAGGCUGGGACUGGUUGAGACACAGAAUUUUCAGAGAAUUUUGUGGACCCUCUGAAGUCCUUCCACUGGAAGCAGGCAAUGGCCCAGUCUAACUCCAAGAAAAAGGAAGACAUUCACUAAGAUUUCAUAAACCCCCAUAUUGUUCCCAGUUGCCCCUCAGUUCAGCUCCUUUGUCUCUUCCACACCCAUAUAACAAAAAAUAAACAGAGCAAGUGGGAGGAGGGGGAAAUUCCCUUACUACGUGCCAGGCAUGGGACUGACAUCCCACAGUCCAUUAUCUCCAGCAAGAACAUAGCCCCAUGCUUUUGAAGAUUCCAGGACAUCCAUAUUUUACUUAUCAGGGAAGGUAGGUUCCUACCAAAGCAGCUUACUUAAAACAAUAGGCUAGAGAAAUUGUUGGUGCAGAGGAUAACAGGAAUUCUAAUGAAAUUUGUGGGACCAUAGACAGAA
Molecule: messenger RNA, 2252 nt
Organism: Leptonychotes weddellii (Weddell seal)
Lineage: Eukaryota; Metazoa; Chordata; Mammalia; Carnivora; Phocidae
Source: RefSeq, a predicted model, not a curated record